Messenger RNA from Cajanus cajan (pigeon pea), 903 nucleotides. RefSeq names its product putative calcium-binding protein CML44. The record is from RefSeq and is a predicted model, not a curated record. Gene Ontology annotation, molecular function: calcium ion binding. NCBI's taxonomy places the organism in Eukaryota, Viridiplantae, Streptophyta, Magnoliopsida, Fabales, Fabaceae.
CUUCCUUCCAAGUUCCAAUUCCCUUGUAGACUUGGAUCAUUCUCAUCCACACAUCAUCAAUAAUUCAAUAUGGUAAGUGUAAGUCUCAAUGGAUUAUUGUAGGACAAUUUCGUAAGAGAAAAUUGUGCCCACAUAUAUGUUGUGCAUGUAUAUAAACACCUGAUGUGUUGCACAACAUUCAAGUGUUGAGAGAGGUUUGACUGAAAAGUAUAAAGAAGAGUUGAUUGCAUUGAUAUUCUUGAGUUUUGUAUGUACGAAAUGUGUCCCCUAACACACAGCGACUUGAAGCGGAUUUUUGAGAAGGUUGACAUGAAUGGUGAUGGGUUUUUGAGCCUUGAGGAGCUUCACUUGCUGCUAGAGAAAACAGGGUUCAAUUUGAGCGUGGAAGAAUUGGAGUCUCUUGUGGGAAAGAAGAGGCUUGACUUCAGUGAGUUUUUGUUGUUUUAUGAAUCCAUGUUGAAGCAGGGGAAUGAGGAAGAGGAGGAAGAGGGGGAUAAUGGGGGUGGUGAUGAGGACCUUGUGGAGGCUUUCAAAGUGUUUGAUAUGGAUGGGGAUGGAUUCAUCACAAGCCAAGAGCUUGAGUGUGUGUUGAAGAGGCUUGGCAUGUUGGACGAACUCUGUGGCAAGGAUUGCACCACCAUGAUUUGCUCCUACGACACUAAUUUUGAUGGCAAGCUUGAUUUUCACGAGUUUAAGGACAUGAUGCUGCUCACAACUUUGUGAUCAUCAUCGUUAAUUAAUUUUGUUUCACACUUCACUACCUCAUCAUCAUGCUAUGCUACCAUUUUUUCUUACAUUUUGUGCUUUAUUGUAAAUAUGAUAUAUCAUCUAUAAUUCUCUAUAUACAUGUACGGAACUAUGAAUAGUAAUACAUUGAUAGAACAUGGAGCUUCAAUAGUUAUG